AUGUUGCAGUCAUUAGAAGAGGAUGGUAUAAAGAUUUUCGAGAUCAUUGUAAAAAGUGUUCAGAAAAAACAUGGCUCUUCUAGUAAAAGUCUGGAAUAUCUUGGUCAACUAGAAAACCAAUGGGGUUGGCAAUCGCAAUCAAAAUUGAAGGAGGAGAAACCAGAUUUCAGUUUCGCUAAAACCAUUUUUGAUUAUGGUAUCAGUGCAUGUUGGAACCCAAUUAUUGAAUUGGUAAGAAAACAUGAUAGAUCAAUAGAUUUAUUUAACACCUUUGUUCAUGAUCAUCAAACAUGUAAAAACUACGUUAUCAACGCAAUUGGUGAACCAAUAGUCAUACCUAAAAAAAAAAUUCACAAUAAAUCCAAUAGUUAA
Messenger RNA from Heterostelium album PN500, 372 nucleotides. RefSeq lists its product as uncharacterized. The record is from RefSeq and is a predicted model, not a curated record. Lineage: Eukaryota; Evosea; Eumycetozoa; Acytosteliales; Acytosteliaceae. The transcript has 3 exons. Bases 1 to 372 code for a protein of 123 amino acids.